GCCAAUGAAUUUUUUAUUUUUUUUUUUUUUUUGGUUAUUUGAUGGUUGAUUGUAUCUUUUUAGGAAAAUUAAAUAGUCACAUAAGAACCGAUGCUUAUUUGGCCGACUUGAAUGUUAAUUUAUUUUUGUCGAUCAAACCAGAACGUCAAAUACUAUUUAUUUCCUUUUCCUUCUAGUAAAUGUGGGAGAGACACCGAAGGACAACAGCAACGUGCCAGAGGAAACCCAUAUCAUUUGCUGAUGGAGCGGCGCACAUGAUUCUUUCUCUUUUUAGAUAUUUUUUUGGUCUUCUCCAUCUUUAAGAACUUUGCAUAUUUCUGAUUUUCUCUAAUCCAAACUGAGUGGAGCCGAAAAGAAAGAGAUCUGAAUGGGGAAGCAAGCUAUAAGCAAGGUCUGCGUUACUGGAGGUGCAGGAUAUUUAGGUUCUUGGCUUGUUAAGAAGCUCUUAGAAAAAGGCUACACCGUCCAUGCAACGCUACGAAACUUGGAGGACAAAGAGAAAGUAGGCCUUUUAAAGUCACUCCCUGGUGCAGACACCAAACUAGUGUUAUUUAAAGCUGAUAUGUACAAUCCCAAUGAGUUUAAACAAGCAAUUCAAGGAUGUGAAUUUGUCUUUCACGUGGCUACUCCACAGCAAACUGGCAGUGACAGCACUCAAAGCUCGCAGGAAAUCGUUGAAGCAGCAAUUUCAGCAGUGAGGAGCAUCGCUGAGUUCUGCAUCCAAUCACAAAGCGUUAAACGGCUUAUCUACACAGCUUCUGUGAUGGCAUCCUCACCACUAACAAAAGAUGGAUUUAACAUCCAAUCUUGUGUAAAUGAAUCGUACUGGACUCCUAUUAAUGUCACAUUAACCCACGGCCUUGAAUUUAUGCGGGCAUAUACUAUAUCAAAAACCCUAGCGGAGAAAGAGGCAUUGAGUUAUAACGACAAUCCUGAUGGCAAGUUAGAGGUUGUAACUCUUCCCUGUGGCCUAGUGGGAGGAGAGACACUACUCUCUUUUGUUCCUUUAAGCGUGGAAGUGAUGUUUUCGCAGCUUAUUGGCAAAUUACCUACUUUCAAGGGAUUAGAACUUCUGGAAGAACUUUUGGGAUCCAUUCCUAUACUACACAUCGAAGAUGUUUGCGAUGCACAUAUCUUUUGCAUGGAGAAACCAUCCAUAAGAGGCAGAUUCAUUUGUGCAGCAGCUAAUCCAACCAUCAGAGAAAUCGCAACGUAUUUUCGACAAAAUUAUCCACAAUUCCAGAUAACAGAAGAGUUCAUGGGGGAAGAAAAGAAAGGCAUUGCAUGUGAUUCCAGCAAAUUGGUGAAGAUGGGUUUUGAGUACAAACACGACAUGAAGAAAAUAUUAGAUGAUAGUGUAAUAUGUGGAAGGCGAUUGGGAGCUAUCUUUCUCAAUUAGUCUUGAAUUUAUGAUCAAGCCAAAUCACUUGGAUUUUGGCAACAGAUUAAGUGGUUGCUUAUAAUUUCAUGUCAGUUUUCACUACUCACUAGCUUGCCUAUUAAGUUUCAAGUAAUUAAUCAGUGGGUUAUGGCUGUGCAUUGCCUUUGCCAGGAACUACAUAUUUGAAAUAUUUGAUGAAAAAACUUUUGAAAUAAAAUUGUCUAGGUUAUUUCAUGUGCAAUUUGAUCCUUUGGCUCCUCAAGGGAAUUGUCAAAGUGAAAAUGGAGCAAUUCCUGUAAUUAAGGAUACAUAGAGACGUUA
This is a messenger RNA of Durio zibethinus, 1702 nucleotides long. RefSeq names its product NADPH HC-toxin reductase 1-like. Lineage: Eukaryota; Viridiplantae; Streptophyta; Magnoliopsida; Malvales; Malvaceae. Gene Ontology annotation, molecular function: oxidoreductase activity, acting on the CH-OH group of donors, NAD or NADP as acceptor. The record is from RefSeq and is a predicted model, not a curated record.